Messenger RNA from Camelina sativa (false flax), 743 nucleotides. Its product is annotated as two-component response regulator ARR22-like. Gene Ontology annotation, biological process: phosphorelay signal transduction system. The record is from RefSeq and is a predicted model, not a curated record. Lineage: Eukaryota; Viridiplantae; Streptophyta; Magnoliopsida; Brassicales; Brassicaceae.
CUAUCUUCUUUAGAAUCCAAAACCGUAAGCCACUUUUUCAUUCUUCAUAUGUAAUAUCUAUGUGAUAUAUACUUAAACACCUAGCUAUAGAUUUUUAAAAAAAAAAUGUCGAAGGUGGAAAAAAAAAUGUCGAAGCAAACCAAGCCAAAAGAGACGAAGAAGAAACUAAACGUGCUGAUCGUCGAUGAUGAUGCAAUAAACCGUAAGCUCCAUGCGAGGAUCAUCAAUCAGAUAGGAGGAGUUUCUCAGACGGCGGAAAAUGGUGAGGAGGCAGUGAUUCUCCACCGCGACGGCAAUGCAUCCUUCGACCUUAUCCUAAUGGAUAAGGAAAUGCCCAAGAGGGAUGGUGCUUCGGCAACUAAGAAGCUAAGAGCAAUGAAAGUGACGUCAAUGAUCAUUGGGGUGACGACUCUAGCUGACAAUGAAGAGGAGCGUGCGGCUUUUAUGGAAGCUGGACUUAACCAUUGCUUGGCAAAACCCUUAUCCAAGGAAAAUCUCCUCCCUCUCAUUAACCACCUCUUGGAUGCUUAUAAUGGUUGACGUAGAUCGUAUCAUCAUAUGUAUCUAUGUUUUCUAUCCUGAAAAAUAAAUGUCUACACAUACACGUGUAUAUGACAUAUAUCUGCAUGUGUUUCUUUUGAAAUUUAGGGUUUUUCAUAUCUAUGUUUUAUUUCUUCUACCGUCCGAGAUGAAUCAUGUAACUCGUUUCUUUUCGCUUAUAUAAAAAAGGGUUUCUGAAUGAA